This is a messenger RNA of Cladocopium goreaui, 1638 nucleotides long. The record is from the annotation of a GenBank genome assembly. Lineage: Eukaryota; Dinophyceae; Suessiales; Symbiodiniaceae.
UCAAUCUGGCCCGCUUGGGGGGGCCUAGAAGGCCUAGCCCCAGCUGAAGGGGGCGCUCUUAGACCGGCCCGUGAGCAAUGAGAAAGUCAGCCCGAGCUCAAACUGUACAGCUAUUUGCUGAGACACAAACAGCUCCAGCCAUUGGAGGUCUCGUUUUAUCCCUCUCAUUGAAUGAAUUUACACUCCCUCCAGAAGUGGUGCUCUUUGAACCAGCUCCCGAAGACAUUCACAGAGGGGGUACACCAGCUCCACAGGGAAAAACGGGGAACCGCUUGAUUUUUCUCAACGUUCCUCUGCUGGACUUUGAACAGAAAGCUCUUGACAAGCUCCACGAAGCCUUGAAGAAUGAGAAGGCCCUUGCACCUGGCGGGACGAUGCCUGGCUACGUGCGAUUGCAUGCCUUGCGAUUGCUGCAGCAGGCCAAGUGGAAAGUUGAGAAGGCUAUUAACACGAUUGCAACUCAUUUGGAGAUGCGCGUGCAAAAGAUGCCGGUGAGGGAGGAUGCAGUCUUGAACGACUUGCAAACAGCCAUCAUGUACUGGCACGGCAGAGAUAGAUCGUGUCGGCCAAUCCUAGUGUGGCGCAUGGAAAAGGUCUAUGCUUUGGGUUUGGAUGCAGACCGAGCCACCAGGAUGAUCCUGUUCAUCCUCGAAUAUGCGGUGCGUUACCUGCUGGUCCCUGGGCGUGUGGAGAACUGGGUGCUGUUGGUGGACCUCACUGGCUGCGGUUUGUCCAUGGCGGCCAGCUCCACCUUCCGAUCCAUCACCCGUAACGUGACGAAGCUGUUAGAGGAAGUCUAUUGUGGUCGAAACUUCACCACCAAGAUCUUCCAUAUGCCCUCGUUGCUUCGUGCCAUCGUGAAUUCUCUGAUCCCAGAAGACAAAAAGUCAAAGGUAGAGUUUGUGGCAGAUGCAGACAUUCCUAGCACCAUGAGGAAGAUGUGCGAACCACAUCAACUCGAGGUGCAGUACGGAGGCACUGCUCCCAAUGUGAAACCUGGAGAAGUCUAUCCAUUUCGUUUUUCCCCUCAUUGUCGUGGUCCGCAUAGUGGCGGCAAGCCGCCCCUUCCCUCACUUCACAAGGUGACAGACCGUUUGUUUCACGAGGGCGUUUCACUGGAUAGCCAUGACAAGGAUUUGUGGAGUUACUCUCUCCAGCAACAGCCCCUGACGAGUAGAACCUCCAAAGCCAUGGCGGGUGUGGAGGAUUCAUUGGAAGCCACCACAACCUUGGAAGGCUGGCUGAAGAAGCUCGGGGGCCCCGAAGCCGACGCGUAUCGUGAAGCUCUUGGAGAACAGGAACCAACUCCAGCAGAGGAUGCGGUCCCGGUGUCUUCAGCAUCGGCGACUCAAUCACCUGUGCCAACUCUUCCUGAUGACUUGUUCAAUCAAGAUGGAGUGAAAGCUGCAGUCGAGGAUGAAGACGUCAACAAGGGUCUUUUCAUCAGUGAGAAAAAUCCAGCUCCUUUGAUGGAAGGUGAAUCUGCUGCAGUUUGCUGUGUGUGCACAGCCUGAUGACCUGGAAAGGCCCUGCAAUUCCCCUCUGGCCGCAAGGCCAGAGAUAAAUGGCUCUACAGGCUCUACAGGUCUGGUGUCCCUUCAUCCGCAAAGCAGCAGGAUGGAUGUAGCAGGAAGGAGU